Cylicocyclus nassatus is the source of this 534-nucleotide messenger RNA. The record is from the annotation of a GenBank genome assembly. Lineage: Eukaryota; Metazoa; Nematoda; Chromadorea; Rhabditida; Strongylidae.
AUGCUUGAACGAUUUCCAGUCUUUAGACCACAACGGAGAACAGUGCUUAUGAUCGCAGUAGCUAGUGUCAGUAUAUUGACUGGAAUAUUCAUUUAUUUUCAUUACAAGAGUAAAAAGGAAAAAGCUCCAUACGAGCGAUUGCUUAAUCGACCAAUUCGACGUGGGCUUAGUCGUAAAAAAAGACGCCAUAAAAAAACAGAAUCUCUAACCAGCAAAAGACCAUCCAAGUACGGUAGAAGUGCAAGGAAACGGCGAAUGAUGCAGGAUUACAGAAUUUCGCCAACCUCAAGAAGAAAAAAGCUUCCACAUGCGAAACGCAAAGCUGCCAGCUCUAGAAGUGCGCCAACCUCGAAAACCCGAGGCAAACGUGUGUCAUUUGCUGGAGAAACCACAGAUGCUUCUGCGAUGGCUUCAACACGCACAAUGGUGCCAAUGAGUGGUGCAAGUCAUGUCAGCACUUUCUCGAACCGUUCCAUGGCCCUACCCACACCUGCACCACCGAUACGAAGAAGAACAAGAGAAGAGGUCAAGUGA